Molecule: messenger RNA, 577 nt
Organism: Cucumis melo (muskmelon)
Lineage: Eukaryota; Viridiplantae; Streptophyta; Magnoliopsida; Cucurbitales; Cucurbitaceae
Product: protein CYSTEINE-RICH TRANSMEMBRANE MODULE 13-like
Exons: 3
Coding region: 139-396 (85 amino acids)
Cellular component (GO): plasma membrane
Source: RefSeq, a predicted model, not a curated record
CCAAUUCCAAUUCCAUUAAAGUGGGAUUUUCAAUAUAAAGCACCAAUUACACAUUACCCCACUAUUAUUCUUCUUUCCUUCUUCUCCCUUCUUCGUCUUCUUCUUCUCCUUUUCAAAUCAAUUCAAACAUAUUCCCUCAUGAGCUACUACGACCACCAACAGCCCCCCGUCGGGGCUCCCCCACCGCAAGGGUUCCCUCCCAAGGAUUCUUACCCUCCACCAGGGUACCCUGUUCAAGGCUACCCAGCAGCUCAAGGGUAUCCUCCUCCGCCACCGCCGCCGCCGGGGUAUGCCCCACAGUAUAGUCAACCUCCUCCCAAGAAUGAAUCAACCGGUUGCCUUGAAGGAUGUUUAGCAGCACUUUGUUGCUGUUGUCUAUUGGAUGCUUGCUUCUAACAACGUGAGGAUCAUUGUGACUAUAUCAUCAAACUUUAUAUACUUAAUUAUAAUAUAAUGUUCCAAUUUCACAUUGUAGUAUAAUAUGACAAUCAUCACAUAUAACUUUCUUCCCCCUUAAUAAAUUAUGUUGUUUAGGAAACAAUAUUCAAAUUAAAAAUGCUUGCCUUUCUUUUUUCCA